Messenger RNA from Porites lobata, 13076 nucleotides. The record is from the annotation of a GenBank genome assembly. Lineage: Eukaryota; Metazoa; Cnidaria; Anthozoa; Scleractinia; Poritidae.
GACGAUUUUGAUAGCGAGGCUGAGAUGAUUUCAACAUGGCGACUUCGAAGAGCGCGAACACUUACAAUCGACAAAACUGGGAAAAUGCGGUAAGAAAAUGCAUUGUUUGUUCCUCUCAGUCUGAUGAUACAUAUACUUUGCCAUCACUCUUUAUAUGUGUCAUGUUGAAUCAAAAUGAUUCCUUUUGGUGUGGAUCAAUUUUCGUAUGGACAUACUGUUCGCGUGCACAGAAAGCUUAAAGCUUUCACAUGAGAGGAUACUAUCUACAUAUACAUCUACAUCUACGGUAAACUUUUCUUGCAAACCGUUGACCCCGUUAUGAACUUGCUCAUAUUCUGAGUAAUAGAGCUGCUAUUUUAAGAGUGACGAGACGGGACUGUACUAACGGCAAACAGAUUAGAUUGCUCAUCUUUUUCAUAAAGGGCACUUAAAAUUUCUAUAGCCAGUUCCAGGACAAGCCCUUUCGCUCGCAUUUAUUUACCCACGCUCACUAUCUGAACGCCUGGAACACAAAGAAGGCUUAGCUUUUGACGAAUCACGUCUAUUCUCGAUGUCAAACUUUGCUGCAUUAGUAAGAUUAAGUAAAUUGCUGCAUCAGUUUACCUAAGUAACGUACAUUUUAAGUUGUGUUUCUAAAGAAACACUUGUAAUGUUUCUGUCUAGUUUGGCGAAUGAUAAUAAUAAUGAUAUCCUUUGUUUACCCUUGGCAGUAUUUAUAGCACUGAUGCUAGUGGGGCAGAGCAAAUCCCUGAGACAAAUAUUUCAAAUGAAACUUACAGUACAGGCCACAGGCAUUGCAACCUUACACAUGUAUUUCAUGCAUGGAAAUCUGCCAUAUUGCAUGCAAAUUCCACGAGAAAAACACGUGCGAAACACUCGUGUAGAAAAAUACACGCAAAUUAGGAAAAUUUGGGUGUAAAAUUUUAUGCACAGAUUCUUACAAUAAUUAUUUGCAUUUAUUCGGUUUACUUGAGUUCUUACAUUAUAGAGUGUCUGCUAGCUGAGUUAGUGCAGUUGUACUUGAGCGGUUGGCUUUGUUAGCAUGUAAAUCAACCUUUCGAAUAGGGUCAAGAAUACCAACUGGCUGAGGGUAAACCAGUUGGUUUUUUGCAAAGGUGGUUGAGGAUUUGAACUCGGGACUUGGUAACCGAGAACAAAUCCAGCUAGAGGUCAAGGUGGGACUUGAACUUGGAACACUAUAACCGCUCAACCACGCUGUCUCCAAACAGCUAUGCCAAACAAAGUGGCAGUCAAGCCGCCCGAGAUUUAAGUCUCCCACAGUUUAUUUGGAGCCAUGCAAGGCUUCUUAGUCACUGCACUUCUGCAUUCCAUUUUCAAGUGUUUUCUUUACAGCUUUGUUUGUUUUUGGCAUUAAUUUGGGUGAUAUGGCUCUGAGAAAGAUGACCUUUGAGUGACUUUACUGGUUACAUGUGUCUUUUAAGUAUAAAUAUGUACUGUUCAUUUAGCCCACUUUAUAUUACAGGUUAUUUUGUGCAGCCUGUCUCUUAAACCUUAUGCUUGUGGUAGGGCUGGUGGUCUAUUAGGAAUGCUGCAUUAUUUUUCUAAAUAUUGUUGACUGGUUAGAUUAAUGGCUACAUUCCCUACCUGAUUAACAGUCAGGUUUUUAAAAAUGACGAAGGGGAAGGGGCUGCCCUUGUUUCAGAUCAAAGAAAUAAAUACUCAAUAACUAGUGCUAUGUAAAAGUUCUGCAACUUAAGUUUCAUUUCAGUGGUGAUGCCAGACUAUUUUUCCACAGAUUAAAAAGUUAGACUGACAGAUCAUCUCCCAGUCUUGUUUGGUUCUGAAGAGUAAAAAAAAUGUGGUCUUUUUGAGAGUGAAAGUUUUUUAAUAUAGUAUUGACGUUAGAACAGAUAAACUCUAAUACUUGCUUUAACAAAUCACUACUGGAGAAGCAUGCAUAACUCCACUCACUUUUACCACAUCUGGUCUUAGUUACAGUAGAAUCUGACCCAAUUUUGAACCUCUUUGAGCGAUGGAAAUUGGUUAGAAAAAGGAGGAUUUUGAUUACCAUGGCAUUAUUUUAUGAGGUUACAGACAACAGCGGUAAAGUGCUCUUGCAUGUCAACAUUAUGUGUUACAUGUCAAAUUAUAUCCAGUUUAAAAUUUCUUAACCUUGGUUGAUUUUCAAUUUCCUUUGUCAUCUACCAGACAAAAAAUCGUUGUUAAUAUUAUUGUUCCUGAUUGAAGCAAAAUCAAGUGAAAAGUCUCUUGAUUUUUGAAAAAUCAGGAGUUAAGAAAAAUUGAGUUUUUAGAAAAUCAGGAUUCCACUGUGUUAUCAGAACUGUAAAUCACAUACAUGUUGUAGUUAAUUUUUUAUCUCAGGUAAUUGUUAUUUUUCCUUUGUUUCAACUUCAUCAGCAUACAUUACCAUACCCAAAAAUUUGAUGCAAAAAACUUAUCUUGUUGUACUUCUACAAAAGACUCACUUGGUGCUUGGAUGGUUGGAUCUACGAUAUACCAUAAUGUGACUGUGUGAUGCAGUUAUGAGUCAUACAUGGUUGUCCUGGUUUGACUAUGUGACUGUGUGAUGUUGCUCUAGUCAAAGACCCACAUUUCACCCUUGCUCUCCAUGGAGUGUCCAGUAGCGCAGUAGUUAGAACAUCCGACUAGAUCAUGGAGGGCCGUCGGUUCUAAUCCCAUCGGGGGCUCGGAUUUUUUCCCAGUUUCCAUUUGACGCAAAAGGUAUCAUAUUCUACAAAAACAAAAGAAAAACAAUAAUUACCUGAGACAAAAAUUAACUCUAACAUACACAUCAACAUGAAAUCUAAACUGGAACUUAAACUCAUGGAAGCAGAGCUGCAUAAUUAUUGGGAUAAUCUGUAAAAGAUCAUAACAGUGAGCAUUACACUAACAUUCCUUUUUGAUUGUUCAUUUUCCUUUUUAUCUUACUACUAAUUAAAACUAAAUGUUUUUUUCUAUUGUUCUCAUUCCAGGAAUUUCCCAUUCUUUGUCAAACAUGCCUUGGAGACAACCCUUACGUCAGAAUGGUAAUCUUUAUCUUUUUUAGCUUCUCUAAGCUACUCUAAAAUUCAAGAGUAAAUAAAGUUUACCUCUAAUGUAUGUAUCUACAUAAUGCAUGUAUGUAUUUUCUGAACUGGUGAGAAUUUAUUUUUCUAGAGUGCUCAGUGUGUAUGUAUAUAUGUACAAUAUAAUAAAAUAUCGCAGAUAUAUACACAACUAAAGUAAUGAUGAAGCCUGAAAAAAAUAUCAAACUUUAACAAGUUUUGAACACAUGACCCUGCAGUAUCAGUGCAGUGCUCUAAGAAACUGAGCUGUUAGGUCAGUUAGGAGUGGGUCAUUAUUUGGAUUGGUAAUGGGGUUACUAGUAUACUCAAUAAAGUUCAAAUAUUAUGGAUUUAUUAGUCUCAUAAGUUUUCAAUGUUUAAUGUGUCAUCACUAUUUACCAGUAUGAUUAUUGUAAUAAUAAUAUGGUGACAAUCAUCAUGCUAUUGUUAAGUAGAUAUCUAGGGGUAAGUUUUCAAAUGUUUGAUACAUGGGUCAUGCAUGAGGGCUGGCUGUGGGUGGGCGUGGCAAAUACAGUAGGGUUAGGGUUAGACAUUGGAAUUUGCACAAGCUUUAUUAAACUGGCAAUUGCUUAAUCUUGUGAAAGCACAAUAUCACAGGUUAACCAACUGCCUCGCUUAAGUGGAAGGUGGGUGCCUGGGAUACCCAGGGGCUUCCACUGUGGCCAGCCAGCCCCUAGAUAGAAAAACUGCCCCCAUGGCUGGCAAAUCCCCGCAACCCAGCCAUGAGCCCCCAUUCCAGGCACCCGUCACACUGAUCAAACAGUGGAAGGAAGAAAAAUAGGGAUGGGAGGGGGGGAAGACGCUAAAUGAACCGCUCCACAGACCACUGCACAAACGCUCGAUGAACAACUCGCAGAUCCUAGCCAUGUACAAAGCUACCACACACCAUGUGAGCCUGCACUUAUGGGAUUGACCGCUGGAUGCCCGCUACGCUCGUGGGCCGCUUGACCGCUAAGCUUGUAGACCGCUUGACCGCUAAGCUUGUGGACCGCUUGACCGCUUAACUUGUGGACCGCUCAACUGCUAAGCUUGUGAACCGCUUGACCGCUAUGCUUGUGAAUUGCUUGACCGCUACGCUUGUGAACCGCUUGACCGCUAAGCUCGUGGUGGUUAACUUAGUUAAAUUACAUUUAACCAAAUUUAAAAUCUAAAUUUCAGCAAAAUUGUAUCAAAAAAUCAUUAAAAACAGAAGCCUUUAAAAUUCAGUUAGUAAAAGACUUACUGGUUAUUCUGUUUGCAUUAUCUCCUCAACAGACAAAGGAGACAUAUGGAAGAGAAUGUAAGGUAAGGUUCUGAAGCAAUAUGUUAAUUAUUAUUCCGUGAGGGGAGGUGAAUAGUGGUGGAUAUAUACUGAUACGUGAAAUGUCGAGGUAUAUAUCUAGCAUUUUCAUCGACCCUGUGGGGGAUAGUUGUUUUAGUAUUUACCAAAUCAGUUUGAUAAAACUGAAAAAAAAGCAACAUUUUGUAAAUUAAAACCAUCACUAAGUGGGAACUUUGUUUACAAUUUACAAACAUUUGGGGGAUUUUGUCAAGUGCAAAUGGUUGCAAAUUCAGCAUAAAAAUAAUUUUCUACCUGACAUUGAACACCGACAAGCCAAAGUUUGUCACUUUCUUAGUAUUUGUUUGUACAACUUCUUCAUUUAUAGCACAAAUUUUGUCUUCCGAAAAUGUCUCGAAAUGAGAUUCCAUCUUGGCUCCAGUCGCAAAACAGUGAAUAGCCAAGGAUAUUCUGAGUUACGUGAGCCAAUCAAAACGUGUUUAAAUUGCUAUUCACUGAUUUGGUAAAUACUAAAGGGUUAUAUGAUAUAGAUGGUUAGACGGUUAGAUUUUUGCCCGAUUUGAUAUUUAAGCACUGAUAUUUAGCUAAUAAUUAUAUUUGAAAAAAACAAACAAACAAACAAACAAGAACUACCAGGACUCUCGAACUAAGAAAACUAUGAGCAUUGAAAAUAUUAUUUUGUCAAGAGGAAUUACCCAGUAACACAUGAGAUAACUAAGCAGCAAUGGUAGUUAAUAAUUGUAGUCUUGUAGUUUGUUUGUGUGUUCUGGUCUCCAAUGUGAUUCACACAUUCAGGGAACAAUGAAUAUUCCCAACGGAGUUCAGGUUUUGAUGGUUUCUUUUUUUUCCAGUUUGGCAAUGAUGUAAAUAAUGAUGGUGCUUUUUAGAAAAUUGAUCAGCAUUACUUUAUGACACAACAAGGAAAAAUGCCAAAUCCCAAGAGGCAGCAUAAAAAAUUCUCACUGAAAAGCUGUUUUUCUGUUGUCAAGGUUCUUGAAGCAAAAGGAAUACAAAAAGUAUUUGUUAGAAGAUUAAAUUUCCGGUCAAAAUCUGGACUGUCAAUUUUUACUGCCAGUUAUUUGGUUAUGGUGCAGUUUUUUUGUCAUCAAUAAAUGUAAUGAUGAAACUACAAACCUACUAUUAUAAUUUUUUUUUAACUUUCAUUUAGAUCUGUGUACGACCAUUUACAGUGUUUCGUUGGUGUCCUGGUGCACGUAUGAGAUUUAAGAAAACAGAAAUCUGCCAGACUUGUUCAAAAUUAAAGAAUGUUUGCCAAACCUGUCUGCUGGACCUUGAAUAUGGUAAGUUUGAAUGGCGAGAAUGGAACCUACACAGUUUGUGAAAACAAGCCACAUUUUUGCUGUGUGUUACCUGAGGUUUUCAAUCUACAACUAUGUUUUAAGGGUGUCUUAGGUCAAUAUUAUAAAGAAAAUUCAGAAUUACUUUUUUGCAGCAAAAUUCAUUGUAUCGCACUGUGUGUUUUCCUAAAGUUGAAGGGAUUUUGAGUUUUUCUGUUUUGUCAGUCAUCUUAGCUGACCUCUUAGGAAACACAUGGUUUGUAAUUCGUGAUUGGUGGAUUUUGAUCAGUUUUGUUUGCUUCAUAUUUCAAGGUUCGUUGCUUUGUGAUCGUCCUGUUUUGGGCAAUAAUCGACUGGUUAAGUUUGCUUUGCAGAUUUUUCUGAUCUUUAGUAUUCUUGUCACUUGCAAUAAUAAAGCAACAUUUGCCUAUUUCCUUUGACAAAAAAUCCACUCACCAUCAUGAUUUCCUUCAACUAGAGUCAUUCUCAGCCAUACAUUACAUUGUGAUUUGUAUUAACCUCGCCUUCACCCAAAUGCUUGAUGGAACAGGUAAACCCAAAAUCCUCCAAAGACUGCAAUAUGUGCAGUGUGAUACAACGAAUUUCACUUUAACGUUAGCAAACAAAAUUAAAGAAAACAAAAGUACAGUCAAAAUUGCCAUGGGAUCUCUUCUGUUGACUCGGCUUAAACUACAGGGCACGGUUCCUGAUAUGUUGAUUAGCGUAAAUCCAGGAUUAAAAUUUUGUUCUGUUUUUUGUAUUUUGCAUUCCUAUGCAUUGCUUAGGGUAACAUUUUGUGUUAUUACUACUGUAUCUCGUAGUAAAGGCUCAACAGUAUAUUGUAACCUUGAGUUGCAUGUUCUUAGAUGAGAAAACCAUGCUUGAAAUUUGGCUUAUUCCUGGGUUAAACUUAACCAUCUUUCGAGGAACCGGGCCCAGAUUUAUAAUUUGUUGUACAGUACAACCUCGAUUUAACAAACCUCUAUAUAACAAAGUCCUCAGUAUAGCAAUGAUUUUCUUUACCCCAGUAAUAGUAAAAUAUAUGGAAAAGACGCUCGAUAUAACAAAACCUUGUUAUAGCGCUCAAAUUUUGCCAGUCCCCUAGCCCCUUUGUUAUAUCAUGGUUCCACUGUAUUUAACUCAGGUUUUCAUUUUAGUCUGUUUUCAAAUAACAAAUCCCUGUGCUUGAAAUUUCCAUGUAACUAGUGAAAACAUCCAGUCUGUAUGUAUAUGUAUAUUUCUGUAUGUUAUUGUAUUUCUUUCUUUUUUAACAUGUAAUUUUAUUUAAUUUCGCCUUUUGUCUAAUGUUUUGUCCAACCUGGAUUAGCAUGAUGGCUAUUUGGGGGACAUACAGUAGACUGUAAAAUUUUGCUGUUUGUUGAUAAAUACCUUGUUGUUUGUUGUUUGCACUUCAGAAUAAAUUAUUGUGGCUGGGAGUUGUGGGGUCUGAUGUGAAAUUUGCAUGCUCUUUCUUCAAGAUUUUGUAAAAGAUUGAUAUCCUCUUAGCUUAAUAUGAAUUUAUUUUCAUUUCAAGGUUUGCCUGUUCAAGUGCGAGAUCAUGCCCUUGGCAUGAAAGAUGAUGUUCCAAAAUCUGAUGUUAACAAAGAAUACUAUACUCAGAAUGUGGAAAAAGAGGUUUGUGUUUUCAACAAUGACAACACUAAUCUUUAUUUGUACUCUUUCUUGCCUUAUAAGAAAAUUUAACAGUGAAAAUAUUGAAAAUAAAGCACUGGCUGCCAGGAAUAACCAUAGGUGAUCCUCUUAGUUAGCAUAUCAACAAAAAAUGAUACAGAAAUUUGCUAUUAUUCAGAAAAUGCUCUUCUUUUUGUAGCAUACAUGUAAAUCCACUAUUAAGCCCCCUGGUGGGCUUAUCUGUCCCAAGCAGGUUUGAAGGGGGAUUGAUUGAAAGUUGGCCGUCAUUCUGCUUUCAAAUGACCAGAAGGUGGUAUCAGUGCUGUUAUCCAUACAGAACUAGAAUGUUGUGUUUAUGAAGUCAGUCAUUUAUUUAUUGGUUGUGGAAAAUAAGAGCUUUUAACUUCUCCUGAAAAGGAGGGCUUAUUAAAGACUAAUAGAGGAUUUAUGGUACAUACUUUCACUUAUGAGCUCCUGUGAUUGCUUGACAAUGCUAAAUCAAUGAGUAAAGCAACAGCUUUCUAUAGCCAUGAUGUUCAGAGUUGCACUUCAGUGUCUACCAAAUAAAUUAUGGUCAUAGUUAAUCACCCUACAAAGUUGCCACUAUUCUGCAUCUUUGUCUUUUUGACCAAUGCAAAAUUAUGAGUAUUAACCUUUUCCUGACCUCUUUUUUAAGAAAUUAUUAAGGUCAUGGACAUUGGUAAAUUUCAUUUUGUUUUGAUUUUGUGGUCAAUCUCCAGGAUUUUGUGGUACAAGUCUGGUUGCUGGUUUAGGGUUGUGAACCCUGAUAAUUGUCCAAUUGAUAGAGAUUUAUACAAUAAACAGUGAUGUACAUGUGUCCACUUUGUGAAAAGUUGGGUCCAUUGUGAAGUAGUCUGAAAAAACAGCCACCAUUAAUUUUCAUGAUGCCACCACAGGUUUCCCUGCAAACUGAUGUCUGAGGAAUGAGUGCUGAAAUUACAUACUGAUGAUGUUUCACUAGCAAGAUUUAAGUAGUGCUUCUGCACAACCAUUCUGAAGUACAUUGUACUUUCCAGAUCUGGUUAGUGAGACCUCAUUAGUAUGGAAUUCCUGCGCUUGUUCCAUAUACCGGGAAACCAUUGAUGGUGUUGCAAUGUCGGCUGUUUUCUCAGGCUAACUGACUGUGUACAGCUUUAGAACUAAACUUUGCAUUUUGUACCACAGUUGGCCAACUCAGAUGGGACAACACCUGGUGGAACACUUGGAAAAGCCAAUGCUCCAAGUGACUUGUUACUUAAACUUGCCAGGACCACGCCCUACUACAAAAGGAACAGACCACAUAUCUGCUCUUUCUGGGUGAAGGGAGAGUGCAAGCGAGGGGAUGAAUGCCCUUACAGGUAUGGUAUAGUGUGUUUUUGGAUGUUUUCAGAUUUACACAUGGUUCAUACAAUCUUGAAAAGGUCUUGAAUUUUACUAAUCAUCUUGAAAUGUCCUUGAAUUCGGUUUAGGUCCUUAAAAAGUACUUGACUUCUUUAUUAGGUCUGGAAAAGUCCUUGAAAUUCACAACCUUGUGUACGCCAGACACCCUUUUCUCUAAAGUUAGAUUAUUUUACUGAGAAAAAUUUUGGCUCAUCCUCGAUAUAAGUACUGGGUAAUGUAAAAACAUUUUUGUGCAUGAACAAUACUUUAUUUUUGUUUCUUUAUUUCAAAUGCUAUUUCUGUACCUCAAGCUACCUCAGAUGCAAUAAAUUGCAAGUCAUCCCAGUCAUUUUGCAAAGUCUUGUUGUGGAAAGUAGUAUAAAAUAAUGUGAUCAACAGUGGCCGAAGUAAAAACUGUAAAUUACUCCAUGACAUGUUUUAGCCAAUAGGGUAAUCAAAGGGGGUUAAAGAAUGCCAAUUUAUUAAAUAAAUCUUAGUCCUUAAAAACUGUAAUUUUUCCUUGAAAAAUCCUUGAAAAGUCCUUGAAAUUUGUUUUUCUGAAGUUGUACAAACCAUGUUUUACAGCAACAGUGGAGUUCAAAAGAAUAUAGGUACAGAGUGAAAAAACCUUGCGAGUAAUUGUUACAUAGGAUUCUGCUUCUAAUGACAAUUUUUGGAUAGUCUUUGGGUUCAUCCCUUUAUCUCCCUACUCCCCAUGACAAUGUUGGGAACUCCAAACAGACUCAUUUCCACCCAUUUCCCCAAAAUUCGACAUUGUUAGGGGUGGCAGGUAGGUUGCCAGUUUUACUAAUAUCACAGGGAAGUUCCCAACACUUUUGACCUCCAGUGAAGUUGUUGUCAGCUUACGAGAUGGUAGAGGAAUUUAGCUCUGCUCUCUUUUACUAUUAAUUUUAGAGUUAGUUACUUUACGUAUUAUAAUUAUUCUAUUAACUUAUUGUUUAAUUCAUUUUUAAUAGCUUUUUGUCAUAUUUAUUCAUUAAAGUCAUUAUCAUUGAUUUUUUGCAUUAUAUUUAAAUGAAAUUUUAAUGUGUUUGUUGUAAAUAAAUUAUUCUGAAUAUCUGAAACACAGUAAGGUCCUUAAUUCGAGUUGACCAACAGGUACUCUACAAACACUAGGCUAUCAUCUGUUAUUUGCUUGCAGACAUGACAUGCCCACAGAUCCUAAUGACCCAUUAGCAGAUCAGAACAUAAAAGACAGAUACUAUGGAGUCAGUGAUCCUGUAGCUUCACGACUACUAAGCCAGGCUUCUAGCAUGCCGUCAUUAGAACCUCCCUCUGACAAGUCAAUCACCACACUUUAUGUUGGAGGGCUGGAAGGAAAGGUGGAAGAGGGGGAUUUAAGGUGGGUUUUAAAUACAUAGGCCAUAUACUAAUACCUGUAGAAAAUGUUAAUCAAAAGGUAUUAAGUUGCUUGGAUAACAUAGAUAAUAAACUAGUCUUGUCCAUUAAUCUUCCAUGAAAGUUUGCCAAUAAUUUGUUUGGCUCACUUGACCAAUGCUGUAAUUGGGGAGGGUUGCAGAAGAGGGGCUAGCCUGUUUUUUUUGUUUUCAAAUUACCCUGAACUCUCUCUUAAUAACUAGAAUAAUGGGUUCUGCCAGUUGUUAGUCUGUUUGAUCUGAUGUUGCUUCAGAGCUUGUACUAAGCUUCUCCUUAGUGUAUAUCCAAGAAGUUUUUUUAACAUUCUUCCUUUUUGUCCCUUUUUCACUGUUUGAGAUACUAUGUACUAUCUUGGCAAAAUGAGUGGCCCAGUCAAAUGGUAAUUAAGACACAAAGUUUAUUGAAUAUUGAGCUCAGUAAAAACUCAGCGAUGUAUUGUGACAUUUACUAGCUAACAUUGAUUAAACAUCCUUUCAUUUAUAUUUUCUUCCUAAAUAUAACAGUGAACCCUGUUAAUGCAACAACUGUUGGACAAUGAAAUUUUGUUCAUAAAAAUGAGAUGGCUAUAAUUAAUUGUGAUAAAGUUUUCAGAAAUGAAAAUGAUUGUUGUUGUUUAAGCUUGGUUCAAAUUAAUGUGGUCAUAAUAUUCUGGUGGUCCUUAGGUGGGUUUAAGUAAGGUAAUAACCUUAACCAUUAUUUUGUGCUCAUUGUGACGUCUGUAUUCCAGGGACUAUUUCUAUCAAUUUGGUGAACUGCGAUCAAUAACAAUGGUACCAAGACAAAACUGUGCAUUUGUCUGCUUUACAUCUCGACCUGCAGCUGAAACAGCAGCAGAGCGCUCCUUUAACAAACUGAUUCUCAAAGGAAGAAGGCUUAAAAUUAUGUGGGGCAAAUCUCAGGGACAGCAACCCACCCCAGGAAAACAGGGAGGCACCCCCCUUGCUCCAGUGCCAGGAUUACCUGGAGGUUAGUUUUGAUAUUAAUAUUUUUAUUUGACAGGGAUGAUUCAAAUUUUGUCUUUGUCUUGUGCUCAUCUUGCAAUGAAGUUUGAAGUAUUCAACUUGCUAGGAUGAUCAUUCCAGAAUUUAUGCUUAGAACACUUAUAAAAGUUAUUGGUGGUACUAUUUUUAGAAUUCUGAGGGCAUUGCAACUUUCUGAAUAUAGAUAUUUACAGUCUAAAGAAAAACGACUGUGCAAGCUGGUGUCUUUUAUUGUUCCUCACAUUAUCUUAGAUUUUGGGGCUCAGAAAAUUGGAAUUUAAAAUGCAGCUUCAUUUCUUGAGAUUUAAGGACACUAAUCAACUGUGUUGUUUCUUUAGUAACAGACAAAUUUAAAAAUGACUGAAAACUUGUCUAAUGUAAGUUACAAGGGUAGGUUAUAUGUUUUCUAACUCCUGUUCAUGGUUUUUUUUUUUUCAGCUCUUCCUCCACCCCCAACAGAAGACAAAAAUCAAACAAACUUCUUCAACCUUGGAACAUCUUCGUCAGCACCACCGUCAGGGCCACCUCCCAUUCCACUCACAUUACCACCACCCCCUGGGCAGGUUCCAGGCAUGCCCCCUCCUCCCCCCAUAGGGCACCCUUUGCCACCUCCCCCACCAGGGGGAUUCCCACCUCCUCCCCCAUUUGGGCAUCCACCUUUCAGACCUCCUCCAAUGCCAUUUUAUGGUGUUCCUCCCCCUCCCCGCAUGCCUCCACCCCCAAGGCAUGGUAUGCCUCGCCCACCACCUGGUCCACCACCCAUACACUAUCCAUCUCAGGAUCCUCAUAGACUGGGUGCAGGAAAGGGUGCAGAAGGAGGUCCUCCCCCAGCAGCUCCUGCUGCAGCUAGCUCUUAGCUAGAUAAACUGUGCUCAAGAUUUAAAACCAAUACCAUUCUGUUCAUAAAGUUAACUUUAUUAAUAACAUCUCUAAAGGUGCCUUUUCAUGCCCCUGUUGCUGUUGUUCAUCAUAGUUGCUUAAGCUCUCAAUCAUUAUUAACUGAAUUAUUUCAAAUCUACCUACCUGGUUAAUACACUUAAGAAGAAUAUCAAGAAUAUCUACAACUGUAAUACAGUACUACCUUAUGAUAUUGCGGUUCAUAGCCCACCUACCUAACAGGCAUACUGCUGUCAUUCUCAAACUCGUCAACAGGUAGCUUAGGCAAAGUUAUUUCUGAGUAAGUGCACUUUUUGCAUUUCUUAGCAUCAAGGCAUUAAAAAGGGGGGGAAAGGCCUCACUUCCGGUUGAUGUUUGUUGCUCAAUAUAGGAAAUCACUGCACUAAAGACAAGCUAUGCCAGAUGCUAAACUAGAUUGUUACAUCUGAUAUCCAUACGCAGGGAUGUGAAUGAGAUUUCAAGUUGCUGGGUAUAUAUGCAAUUAGUGGGCAAGGGGGGGGGAUGUUAGGUAGCUAAGAAAUACUUUUAGUUCUAUUUUCCCUUUGUUUUCUACGAAAGAAGAUGGGGGGGUCUAGCUCAUAGUAGCCUAGGGAAAUAUCUGGUUCUCAGCCUUUAGUGACAGCCCUGCAGACACCUGAAAAAUGCAACUGCAUCUCAUGAUGUACUGGUCAAUUGCAAAAAACUGCCCUUCCCCCACCCCCUCAAGCAAACCCCUGGCAUUUGACUUUUUUGAAAAAAUUUGGUCAAAUUCCCGGUAUGUUGGCAGUUUAGAUGGUCAAAUGCUCCACUGGCUAGCACUUCAAAGAGUGUCAAAUCCCCCACCCACCAAUGACUGUACAAGAAUUUUCUAAUGCAUCAAGCAUUUUUUUCAAAAUGUAAAUAGCCUACAAGACACAACCAAAAUAUCUAAAGUCUCGGAAAGCUGUCUUACAUAGGUUUUUUCAUUUCAUUCCAUAAAGCCCACAUCUGACAUGUUUUUUUCAAAGCCUUGCAAAUGCACCAAAAAAAAUAGUAAAGAAGCAUUGACCCAUGAACGUGGUACACAUGCUGAAUGUUGAAAGAAUUACGAAAUCCCUUUGCUUGUGAUACUGACAUGAAAGUCAAAUGACAAACUGGGCUGGCCUAAUUUUGGGUCAAAUUCUCCACUGUACUGUGCAAAACUCCA